CAGCCACCAGUGUCAGGUAAUCUCAAUGCCAUAACAAAAAUAUUUGAAAAAUUCCGAAAUCCCUAAAAUACAAUACGAACAAGCCAAUUUUGCGCUUGUAACUGCAAUGAUCCGAAAAAGAUGAUUAGUUGGCUCAAAAGGGUUUUUUAAGUUUUAUAAAGUUGGAUUUAUGUAGUAAAAAUGGAACAGAGCAUAAGAAAAAGAAAAGUACCGUUAUCCGAUAAAAAUAAGAAAACGUCUAACAAAAGUGAUAACACGAAAUUAUCUCAAAAAAGUGAAAUGACUAAAUAUGAGGCUGAUUAUAAAGAUUCCAUGUCUGAAGCCGAUUGCAAUAAGGAAAGCAAAGAAGUUCUACUUCCAAAAACGUAAAAAUGUUCAGAAUACAUUUUGAGAUUGAUAUAUUAUCUAUUUUAUUGCUUGUAUGCAGUUUAAUUACCAGAUUGUACAAAGUGGAUGAGCCCAGGCAUAUUGUGUUCGAUGAACUGCAUUAUGGCAAAUAUGUCUCACUUUAUAUGAAGAAUACAUUCUUCUUUGAUGCACAUCCACCUUUAGGCAAACAACUGAUAGCAGCAGUUGCAUACUUCACUGGCUAUGAUGGAAAGUUUAAGUUUGAUAAGAUUGGUAGCCUAUAUCCACAAUCUGUUCCCAUUGUUGCACUACGAUUUGUACCUGCAUUUCUUGGUAGUUUGAUCAUUCCUAUAGUAUAUCACCUAAUGUUAGAGCUAGGGUUGACUCAAUCUUGUGCUUUUCUGGCAGCUUUACUUUUAUUGUUUGAUAAUGCAUUGUUAACACAAACUAGAUUUAUUUUAUUGGAGCCCAUCUUAUUAUGUUUUUCACUUCUAAGCAUUUUCUGUCUGUUAAAGUUCUUAAAUUGUAGAAAACUAUUCAGUUUUACCUGGUUCUUUUGGUUAGUUUUAGGAUCUUUUUUCCUUACAUGUGCCUUAUGUGUGAAAUAUGUUGGAUUUUAUUCAUGUUGUUUGGGAGCUGUUAUGAUCUUGACACAGUUUUGGAAAUGUUUACCAACAUCCAAAGAGUCAGACUUUAUGUUAUGUGUUAGAUUUUGUACUCAAGCUUUUGUGGGGUUGUGUGUCUUUUGUACAACUUACAUCCUUAUAUUCUAUAUUCAUCUGAGCAUAUUAUAUAAAGCUGGGCCUCAUGAUAGCAUUAUGACAAGUGCUUUUCAAGCCUCUUUAGAAGGAGGACUAGCAAGCAUCACAAAGGGACAACCUUUGGUAAUAGCGCAUGGCUCACAGAUUACUUUAAGGCAUACACAUGGCAGAACCUGCUGGUUACAUUCUCAUGCAGCAGUGUAUCCAGUGAGGUACUCAGAUGGUCGCGGUUCCAGUCACCAGCAACAGGUGACUUGUUAUUCAUUCAAAGAUGUGAAUAAUUGGUGGAUUGUCAAACGACCAGAUAGAAAUGAUCUUAGAGUGGAACAACCAGUAGAUGCUAUUAAACAUGGUGAUAUCAUACAACUUGUUCAUGGAAUAACAAGUAGAGCACUAAAUUCUCAUGAUGUUGCUGCACCAAUGUCACCACAGUGCCAAGAGGUUUCUUGCUAUAUUGACUACAAUAUCAGUAUGCCAGCCCAAAAUUUGUGGAAACUGGAUAUUCUUAACAGAGAACAGAAUGGCGAUACUUGGCAUACUAUUCAGUCUUUGGUUAGACUCAUCCACGUGGAUAGUAACACUGCAUUGAAAUUUACCGGAAAACAAUUAGCUGAUUGGGGAUUCCAUCAGCAUGAAGUAGCUGCUGAUAGAACUAUCAAUCAAGACGAUACUAUUUGGAAUGUUGAAGAACAUAGGUAUACUAAAAGCGAAGAUCAAAAGGAGAGAGAGCGUGACAUGGUGACUGCAGAAAUGAUACCAACUGCACCAACAAAACUAUCUUUUUGGCAGAAGUUUCUGGAACUGCACUACAAGAUGCUGUUCUCGAGUACAGAUGGUGUGCAAAACCACAUGUAUAGUUCAGAGCCACUUGAAUGGCCACUGAUGACGCGAGGGAUAGCUUAUUGGGUAUCGCCAAACAGUAAUGCUCAAGUGCAUCUUCUAGGAAACAUAGCAAUAUGGUAUUCAGCAACCUUAGGUUUGCUUUUGUAUGUCGCUUUGCUGAUAUUCUAUCUGUUGAGAAGGAGGAGACAGUGUUACGACAUAGAUGAAACUACUUGGAAUCAGUUUAGAGCGAUAGGUGAAAUAUUUUUAGUAGCAUACUUGCUGCAUUAUUUACCAUAUUUUUUUGUUGAAAGAACUUUAUUUUUGCAUCAUUAUCUUCCUGCAUUCGUAUUUAAAACACUAUUAUUAUGUGCUACUAUAGAACACAUGUAUUUUCUUUUAAAGAGUAAGUCUGAACUGUUAGGAAAUAUCUUUAUUAUGCUGGUUUUAACUUGGUUUGUAUAUGUGAUUCACGUUUUUAAGAAAUUUAGUGUUUUUAGUUAUGGCACAGUGGAAUUAACUGCUAGUGAUAUAGUGAAUUUAAGAUGGAGUGACACAUGGGAUUUCAUAAUUCAUAAGAAUUAGUUGCACCUGUAAAAUACUUUGUGAUGUUUUUGCAUGUAUUUAAGUGACAAGUCAGUUACAGAUAAUAGUGACAUCUGUUUUUGAAUUGUAUACUUGCCUUUUAUGUAAUCUUUGGGCACAGCAGCUAAUUUUGUUUUACGUAUUGAGAACAGUAUUUUUUAUAGAAACUUUAUAUAGGUUAUACCCAUGUAAAUAAGAAAUCACAAUUCAUUAUAUUUAUACUCAUCUAACUGUUUUUUAUAUAUUCAUGUUACAUAUCUCAAUGUUUUGUUUAACUUAUAUUUUAUAUUUUGUAUCACUAUUAGGUGACUUUUUUAAUAUUUCAUAUACGAGUAUGUGUAUAUAUUCUAUUCAGGAAUCUCAGAAUUAUAUUUUAAUAAAAAUCAUAUUUAAGAGAAUCAUAUUUAAUUCGUUAUAAAAC
Messenger RNA from Acanthoscelides obtectus, 2937 nucleotides. The record is from the annotation of a GenBank genome assembly. Lineage: Eukaryota; Metazoa; Arthropoda; Insecta; Coleoptera; Chrysomelidae.